Molecule: messenger RNA, 3405 nt
Organism: Oncorhynchus masou masou (cherry salmon)
Lineage: Eukaryota; Metazoa; Chordata; Actinopteri; Salmoniformes; Salmonidae
Product: PDZ domain-containing RING finger protein 4-like
Exons: 8
Coding region: 1-2340 (779 amino acids)
Molecular function (GO): protein binding
Source: RefSeq, a predicted model, not a curated record
AUGAUGUACUGUGGUGCUCAGAUGGUGAAUGGGAAGGACCUCUCCAAGGCCAGUCAUGACGAGGCAGUGGAGGCGAUCCGCUCCACUAAGGACCCCAUUGUGGUGCAGGUGCUCAGGAGGAACCCUGUUGGGCACGGGGGACAUGUUGGCUCCACUCAGGAAGUGCACGUGGUGGACGUUUGUACGCAGACAGACAUCACCUUCGAACACAUCAUGGCCCUGGCCAAGCUCCGAGCCACCACCCCUCCCGUGCCUGACAUCUGCCCUUUCCUGCUGUCCGACAGUUGUCACUCUCUCCACACUAUGGAACAGGAGUUCUAUGAGGGGACAGACUACCUCUCCACCCUCCCAGACCAACAGAGGACAGAGGAGUUUGAGUACGAGGAGGUGGAGCUGUGUCGACUCAACAGCCAGGAGAAGCUGGGCCUGACGUUGUGCUACAGGACAGAUGAGGAGGAGGACAUGACCAUCUACGUCAGCGAGGUUGGGCCAAACAGCAUCGCUGCAAGGGAUGGACGCAUCAGAGAAGGAGACCACAUUUUACAGAUCAAUGGUCAGGAUGUGCAGGACAGAAAGGAGGCUGUAGCGGUGCUCUCUAGUGAAGAUACUAGGAAAUACGUACUGCUGGUUGCCAGGCCCGAGAUACAGCUGGAGGAAGCGUGGUUGGAUGAUGAACACAGUGAAUUCCUGGAGCAACUGAAGAUGGAAAUGUUGGAAGAGCAACAGAGAGAAGAGAUGGAGCUGGAGGCACUUCAGAAGAAGACCAAAGGAGAAGAGGAUGACAUCACUGCCACCUGUUCCUCCAGAACUCAGGACAGUGGGCUGGGGAUGUCGUUAAGGAACAGCAUCGACGCCCCCGACCACAACGCCCUCCUAUCCCACAUCCAACGGAGACUCUCCCAGUGUCUGAGGGACAGACAGGACUGUCCCACGCGUCUGGACGAAGAAGAGGAGGAGGAGGAAGAGGAGGAUGUUGCAGAGGAUGGAGAUCGGUUCCAGCAGCUCCUGGAGCUGAAGUGUAAGAUCCGUAACAGCGGCGAGUAUGACCUGAUCUAUAGCAGACGCAGCACUAUAGAGUGUAGGCUGGGAGAGCCGGCCGGUGGCGUGCAGCGUGAGCUCCGCAUGCUCAAUGACGAGCUCCGUAGCAUCGAGCUAGAGUGCCAGAACAUCAUGCAGGCACACAAGCUCGGCAAGGGGCCGGUGGGGUCCCAGGGGAAACAGGGGCAGCAAGUGUUUCCCCAAAUUGUCUGCCCCACACCUAAGGACCAAAGCCCCCACCUGGGGUGCAAUGACUCACCUAGAAGAAGCAAGCUGGUGGACAUCAACGAGUGUCCGGAGAAGCCGGAGAAGUCAGACAAGGACAGCUCGAGUGCCUACAACACUGCAGAGAGCUCUCGCAGCACGCCGCUGGCAAUGGACCGCUCCCCUGAGCACUCCCUUCAGAGGAGGAUGGUGACCAUCACCAACCAGAGGAACCUCCGCAGCAGCAUGGCCAGCCUCCACACUACAGCCAGCCCCAGCCCCAAACACCGGCCUCUCCACUGGGCCCCCAUCCCAGGCAAGGCCAGCAGCCCAGACCACAGCCUUUACCCCUCCGAGUCGGACAAGGUGGCCCCUGCAGACAACGAAAGGAGUGGGUUGGGGAACUGGAAGGUGAAGCCUCAGCCUCCUCCCAGGGCCUCCCAGAUCCCUUACCUAUCCCCGUCCCAUGACUCCCAGCACCGCCAGCCCAACGGCAACAUCCCGGCCCACGCUCGCCACUACCAGAGCUACAUGCAGCUGAUUCAGCAGCGCUCGGCUGCAGAGUACGCUCAGAGCCAGCUGAGCCUGCUCAGUGGGGUCAAGGAGCCCCAGCUGAGCCCCGCCAUCGAGCCUAAGAUGGAAUGGAAGGUGAAGAUCCGUUCGGACGGCACGCGCUACAUCACCAAGAGACCAAUCAGGGACAAGAUCCUGCGGGAACGCGCCCUGAAGAUCAAAGAGGAGCGUAGCGGAGGGAUGACCACGGAUGACGACGCUAUGUCCGAGAUGAAGAUGGGGCGGUACUGGAGUAAAGAGGAGAGGAAGCAGCAUCUGGUCAGGGCUAAAGAACAGCGGAGGAGACGAGAGUUCAUGCAGCGCAGCCGACUGGAGAGCCUGAGGGAGAGUCCUCAGAGCAGCAGCGAAGGACGCAAGGAGGUCAGCAUCAUCGAACUGAGCCACAGGAAGAUGAUGAAGAAGCGCAACAAGAAGAUCCUGGACAACUGGAUGACCAUUCAGGAACUGAUGACUCACGGGGCCAAGGCCCCUGAUGACCCCAGGGCCAAAGUACAUAAGGCCUUCCUGUCGGUCACCACUGUAUAAUAUUCAACUAACAUAUAACAUUCUAUAGCAGUGUUUCUCAACCGUAUUCAUACCAGGAACCAGCAAGCUAUGGCCCGGUGAGCAACAUCCCAGGGACCGGUCGGUGCUGGUCUCCGGACUGGAAUUUGAGAAACACUGAUCUACAGUACCCCAUGUGGUAUUAUAUACUUGCCUCGUUCAAUGUGGCGUUUUUAUGAGGGCGAUAGGAAUAUUUUUCACAACUUUGCUACCCGAAAAAUAGCAUUUUCUAAAGAAUUUUAACAAUGGUUUCCAUGGCAUUAAAAAAAAUCUGUUUAUCAUUAUUUCACUCUGUUCCAGAAACACUUUUGUAUGAGAUUACUGAGCAAUUAUUUUUCUUAGUUCAUCCUGUAAAUGUAAUUACCUGCAUAGUGUUCAAUUAUUUUCAUAUUUCUGUUCUGUUAUGCAGUGAUUCCAACCCACACAGGUCAGAAUAUUUGUAUGUAUUUGAAUGUACAAUAUUUGAAUGUACAGUACAGAAAUCCUACUCCUUGCAGGUCUAGAUUUGAUAAACCAGCCAUUUGAUUUGUCCUUUAAAGGGACACUUCUGUAUUUUGGUAUGAAGGAAGUUAGAGGUAGGUUUCCGAGCCAAUGCUAACUAGCGUUAGCGCAAUGACUGGAAGUCUAUGGGUAUCAGCUAGCAUGCUAGCAGAUUGGGCUCCUGAGUGGCGCAGCGGUCUAAGGCACUGCAUCUCAGUGCUAGAGGCAUCACUACAUACCCUGGUUCGAUUCCAGGCUGUACGACACCUGGCCAUGAUAGGGAGUCCCAUAGGGCGGAGAACAAUUGGCCCAGAGUCAUCCGGUUUAGGGUUUGGCCGGGGUAGGCCAUCAUUGUAAAUAAGAAUUUGUUCUUAACUGACUUGCCUGGUUAAAUAAAAAAAUGAAAAGUAAAAGAUUCCCAUAGACUUAGUCAUUGCGCUAUUUACAACUUCCUUCAAACUGCACGCAGAGACAUAAAAAUUGUAUUCACAAGUUCAUCUGACUCUGGGGAAGUAGAUAAAGUGCCUCUGCCAAAUUCCGAAGUAUCCCAUUAAAGGUCAUGAACAG